Messenger RNA from Quercus lobata, 945 nucleotides. Its product is annotated as disease resistance protein RPM1-like. Gene Ontology annotation, biological process: defense response to other organism. Gene Ontology annotation, molecular function: ADP binding. The transcript has 2 exons. The coding region runs from base 1 to 945 and encodes 314 amino acids. Lineage: Eukaryota; Viridiplantae; Streptophyta; Magnoliopsida; Fagales; Fagaceae. The record is from RefSeq and is a predicted model, not a curated record.
AUGGGUUUGUUGAUGGAUGGAGAACUACGCCAAACUGUCAUUUCGAUAGUUGGAAUGGGUGGUUCUGGCAAGAACACACUAACUGCCAACACCUACAACAAUGAUGAUGUAAAGAAACAUUUCAACUGUUGUGCAUGGACCACAAUUUCCCAAGUACAUGUCAUAGAAGACGUAUUGAGGAGCAUGAUUAAGAGCUUUUACAAGUCAAUGAAGGAAGUGGAUCCUACAAACUUGAGUUCCAUGAAUCAAAUGGAGUUGGUAGAAACGCUGGUGGACUAUUUAAAAGAGAAAAGGUAUCUACUUGUCUUGGACGACGUGUGGGACACAAAUAUCUUGGAUAAAAUAAAAGUAGCACUCCAAUAUAGUUGUCGUGGGAGCAGAAUCAUCCUUACAACACGAAAAGAGGAUGUAGCCUGCCAUCCUUUUGGAGGUAAACAUCAUAUUCAUCAUAUUCAAUUGUUGCAAAACGAAGAGGCCUGGGAACUCUUUUGUAAGAAAGCAUUCAUAAAUUGUCCCAAUGGAAGUUGUCCAUUGGAGCUUAAAUCUUUUGCUAAAAAACUUGUGAGAAAAUGCGAAGGCCUACCCCUUGCAAUUGCAGCUUUGGGCAGUCUUAUGUACUUCAAGAAUAUGUCACAAUGGAAUGAAAUUAAGAGCAACGUGAAUUGGAGACCAACUAACAAUCCUAAGCUAGAAGGAGUGAAGAGCAUUUUGAUGCUUAGUUUCAAUGAUUUACCAUAUCAGUUGAAGCAUUGCUUCUUAUUUUGCUCUCUUUUCCCAGAAGAUCAUGAGAUUCGAAGAAAAAGGCUCAUUAAGCUAUGGAUGGCAGAAGGAUUUGUAGAACAAGUAAAAGGGUCAACUCUAGAAGUAGCAGUAGAUAGCUAUCUUGUAGGACUCUGUAAGUCAAAGAAAAAUUUGGUGUUGUACGUGAUGGAGAAGAAGAAAUGA